This is a messenger RNA of Astyanax mexicanus (Mexican tetra), 2774 nucleotides long. RefSeq names its product FEZ family zinc finger 1 (gene fezf1). NCBI's taxonomy places the organism in Eukaryota, Metazoa, Chordata, Actinopteri, Characiformes, Acestrorhamphidae. The coding region runs from base 447 to 1670 and encodes 407 amino acids. The transcript is spliced from 4 exons. The record is from RefSeq and is a predicted model, not a curated record.
GAGAGAGAGAGAGAGAGAGAGAGAGAGAGAGAGAGAGAGAGAAUACUGACUGGGUAAGUGAAUGAGUGAGUGAGUGAGUGAGUGAUUGUGUGAGUGAGAGAGUGAAUGUGGGUGAGUGUGUGUAAGUAAAUGAGUGAGUGAGUGAGUGAGUGUGUGAGCGCGUGGCCAGACGCUGCGCUGCGCUCUCUCCCUCUAUCAUUGGUGAGUUGGAGGCGCGUUAUUGGCCAACACGCCCCGCUGAGGUGCGCAUAAGUGCCGAUCGCCAGCGGUGAGGCUGCGCCACGCUCUACGCGCGCUCACAGGGAGCCAAACUCAGGCGCACCGGCACGCACGCGCGCUCGCACACGUACUCACUCACACAGGGGGAGAGUGAGAGAGAAAUAGUGGGGAAUAGGAAAAAGAAGGAGAGAAAGAGUGAGGGAGAGAGAGCGCUGCGCUCGGAGGCGAUGGACGGCGCGCGCUUCUCCUCAGCGGGAGCGCCCGGCUCCCUUCCGCCACCGCGCGGCCCCGCGUGCUCCAUCACCGCCGCUGCCGUAAAGCCGCUGGCCUUCUCCAUUGAACGGAUCAUGGCGCGCAGCCCGGAGCCGCGCUCGAUGCCGUUGUUCCCGGCGCGCGCCUCUCCCCCCGCGCUGCGCUGCGUGCUGCCGCUUGUGCCCCUCGCCUAUGAGGCCGCGCACGGGCUCGAGCUCGGUGGCGGCGGCGCUCUGCACGCGCCUACCUCUCAAACAUUCUCCCAGCACCACCAUCACCACCACCACCAGCAGCAGCACGCGCACGUGCACGCGCCCGGCGGUGGCGAACUGAUGGGCUACAAACACGAGCACAGCCACUACAAACUGUUCCGGCCGCGCGUGCUCAGUCCGGUCACGGCGCACGCCUUGCAAGGCGCCGCGCGCUACGUGAGUUGUGCGGCGGAAGGCGCGUGCGCGCCCGCUGCUGCUGCGGCGGCGGGGCUGCUCGGGCUACAUCCAGUGGCCUCGUACUUUCUGAACGGACCGCUGCAGAAGGCCGCGUGGGUGGAGAAGGCGCGCGCGGGAGCCGAGAGCGCGCACCUGCUCACAGAGAAACUCCUGAAGAACUCGGCCAAGAUCGGCGGGGCGCCUCACAGCAAACCCAAAGUGUUUACCUGCGAAGUGUGCGGCAAGGUGUUUAAUGCACAUUAUAAUUUGACACGCCACAUGCCCGUGCACACCGGCGCCAGACCGUUCGUGUGUAAAGUGUGCGGCAAAGGAUUUCGCCAGGCGAGCACUCUCUGCCGACACAAAAUUAUACACACUCAGGAAAAGCCUCAUAAAUGCACUCAGUGUGGGAAAGCGUUUAACCGGAGCUCCACUCUCAACACACACGCGCGCAUACACGCCGGAUACAAACCGUUUGUGUGCGAGUUCUGCGGGAAGGGCUUUCACCAAAAAGGCAACUAUAAAAAUCAUAAACUGACCCACAGCGGAGAGAAACAGUUUAAGUGCAAUAUCUGCAACAAGGCCUUCCACCAGGUGUACAACCUCACCUUCCACAUGCACACACACAACGACAAGAAGCCCUUCACCUGCCCCACGUGCGGCAAGGGCUUCUGCAGAAACUUUGAUCUUAAAAAACACAUCCGGAAACUGCACGACGUUUCCCCAGGACCACCCUCACCGCCCACCCCUACUGCCGCCCACACACAGUGAGCUUCAUUCAGCACUGCCCGCGCGCCCGCGCCCUGGACCUACUGCAUCAUCAUCAUUAUUAUCAUCAUCAUCAUCUGCCGCAUCCUCAUCUUCUUCGCUCUUAAAAAUAAAGGCGCCAAUUUUUUUCUCUUACUGUUUUUGGAGUAAUGCCAUAAAAGAACCACAUUUGGUUCUCUUUUGGUUUUUGUUCUGUUUAAAGAACAGUCCAGAACCGUUUGGGACCCUUUAUUUUUAAGAGUGCACAACGCCUGCUCCACCUUCUUCUGCUUUUGGCAUUAUCCUGCGCGCGACCACCGUGCGUGACCCCAACACAGCGGCUUUUAGGGGGUUUAAUACGUUUUUUUCUUUCACAACCUUCCUUUCACUCUCAGGGUUUAAUCUAAGUUGUACAUUUUAUUAUAUUAUACGUUUUAUUUAUUUGCCAUUGCAAUGAUGUCGUUAAGUUAUAGAGAGUGAACUCUGAUAUACAGGAAAAAUACUGCUGUGUACAUUUCCGCAUUUUGUACAAAGUGUUUCUUAUUUAUAGUCCAUUUUUGUUGUUGUUAAAUCAGCGUGAAUUAUGCAAGGGUUUGUUGUAAAUAAUUACCACUGACACCAGAUUUCUCAUUAAACCCAUAGAUUAUAAAUCACUAUAAGAAGGGGAAAUACAGUAAAAUAAAGUAUGGUUUAUGUUGAAGCGUUUCCAACUCGACGUUCGAGGCAUGUCGUUCAGCCUGUUCUGCUGCUGCCUAAAGGCGUUUCGGACCCCAGUAAUGGAGGAGUAAUGGGACUUGUGCCUAAUGAGAAAAUGAACUAUAAUUAGGGAGCGGAGAUAAACAUUGUGGAUGGAUGGGCUGCUGCUGGUGGUGGUGGGAGGGAGGGUGUGAGGACCACCACGUCUCAGCUCACGUCCCUGUGAGUGCGAAGGGUGAGUGAUUUUCCCCUCUGUACACGUAAAGGAUCAGUGAAAUGUGUAACGUCUAAAGAAAGGCCUAUGCAGAAGUGUGGAAAGUGCCCCUAGAGAAGUGCAUUAAGGUCUAUGCAAUGCCAACCAUUUAUUACUGUGACUGUAUUACUGUUUCAGUACAGCUAAUUUAAAUAAACUGAUCACUGUCAGUAACACAA